Molecule: messenger RNA, 951 nt
Organism: Lichtheimia ornata
Lineage: Eukaryota; Fungi; Mucoromycota; Mucoromycetes; Mucorales; Lichtheimiaceae
Exons: 7
Coding region: 1-951 (316 amino acids)
Biological process (GO): glycine import into mitochondrion
Cellular component (GO): mitochondrial inner membrane; mitochondrion
Molecular function (GO): glycine transmembrane transporter activity
Source: RefSeq, a predicted model, not a curated record
AUGGCACAACAACACAAUAAACCCCACCGGAUAGCUCAUUUAACAGGCGGCGCCGUUUCAGGCAUGUCGGCAUGUGUCAUGCUACAGCCUCUCGACUUGAUCAAGACCCGUUUACAACAAUCGCGACAUGACAGCAUGCGAUCGGGUAUCACAAUACCACCCCAUAGAAACACAUUAUACUGGACUGUACGGGAUAUUAUAAAGACCAAUGGCGUAGGUGGAUUAUGGCGUGGUACAUUGCCAACCAUUGUCAGAAACGUCCCUGGUACUGCAUUGUACUUUGCGGCCCUUUCGGAAAUCCGACAUUUGCUAAAUGCAACCCGACCUACUAUGCACCGAUACAUGUCAUCACGAGCUCGACACGGCGAAGAAAGGUGGGAAAAUUUGGUGGCAGGUGCAGCAGCACGUGGCUCGGUAGGAUACAUGAUGAUGCCUGUCACUGUACUCAAAGUACGCUACGAGAGCAAUUUAUAUAAUUACAAGAGUAUAUCUGAAGCAUUCCGACAUAUUAUUCAAACCGAUGGCAUACGAGGCUUAUUUGCUGGUUUUGGUGCUACGUUUAUUCGAGAUGCUCCUUUUGCUGGUAUCUACCUCUUCUUUUAUGAAAAGUUCAAAUCAACUGCCAAUGGGUGGAAAGAACGUCGCGAUGUACCAAUAGCCAACAUGGCAGUGAAUCUCGGUGCAGGGGUAGUGGCAGGUACAGCUGCAACAUGUAUUACCCAACCAUUUGACAUGAUCAAGACUCGGAUGCAAUUGGAUCGAAAGUUGUAUAGGACAACAUGGUCAACAGCCAAACGUGUGUUUAUGGAAAAUGGUCUACGCGGGUUUUUUGAUGGCAUCAGCUUGCGACUUGCACGAAAACCAUUGAGUUCGGCCAUUUCUUGGGCUGUUUAUGAGGAAAUUGUACGAUUCUUCCCGAGGCGGGAAACGGUGUCUCAAACGGCUGUGUAG